Messenger RNA from Perkinsus marinus ATCC 50983, 393 nucleotides. RefSeq lists its product as hypothetical. NCBI's taxonomy places the organism in Eukaryota, Perkinsozoa, Perkinsida, Perkinsidae. Bases 1 to 393 code for a protein of 130 amino acids. The record is from RefSeq and is a predicted model, not a curated record. The transcript has a single exon.
AUGUUUGGACGCCGAGCUCUGGAAGAAGAGGAGAUGUCGUUGUUAUCCUCUAAAAGAUUGGAGUCUGACGAAGAGAUUGUAAACCAAGACGGUGCCGAACAGCUUGAUAAGGCCAGAGAAGCUGUUCGGGAGCAGGUUCGACAUAGCCUCUUCGAUCGUGAUGUGACCGUCAGGCGCCGAUUGCCGAAGCUCAAGCCUGGUGAUAGGGUUCUAAUCUUUCGCCCAUCUAUGAAGCCUGGCAGAGCAGGUGCUGCUGGGUCUUACAGUGAUAAAGUUUAUGUAGUUAUGAGGGUUCUCGACUACGUUUUGUAUCUCCGUCCAGAAGACUGUCAAUCUGAUCCUCAGACUGAAGUUCGAGAACAUAUCCGUAAUGUUCGUUUGUAUUACCGUUAA